AAGAGAAGAGAGAAGAAUAGAGCAAAAUAUUAAAGGUGUUAGUUCUUAAACCAACCAAUCAAAAUGUUGCGCACUAUCUUCCUCUUAUUUCUCAUUUUUGCUCUAUCCAAUGCCUCUGUUCAAGACUUCUGUGUGGCCAACCUGAAACGUGCUGAAACCCCUGCCGGUUACCCUUGCAUUCGUCCCAUUCACGUCAAAGCCAAGGACUUUGUCUUCUCCUUAGGCAUUCCUGGAAACACCACAAACAUCAUCAGCGCUGCGGUCACGCCCGGUUUCGCCGGUCAGUUCCCGGGUCUGAACGGUCUAGGCCUCUCUACAGCUAGACUUGACCUAGCUCCUAAAGGUGUGAUCCCAAUGCACACUCACCCUGGUGCCUCUGAGGUUCUUUUUGUCCUUGACGGCUACAUUACCGCUGGGUUUGUCUCCUCAGCUAACUCUGUCUACGUCCAGACACUAAAACCAGGACAGGUCAUGGUUUUCCCACAAGGCCUGCUUCAUUUCCAGAUCAAUGCGGGGAAAUCACCUGCUGCUGCCUUUGUCACUUUCAGCAGCGCUAGUCCUGGUCUUCAGAUUCUUGAUUUCGCGCUUUUUGCUAAUAGUCUUCCCACUGAACUCGUCUCGGCUACUACUUUCCUUGACCCUGCUUUAGUCAAGAAGCUAAAGGGUGUUCUUGGAGGAACUGGCUAAAAGAUACUUGGGACUCAUUGACACUUUUCUCUUUGUUGGAUUCUUGUUCUCUGUUUUGUAUUCCUUGUAAUACCUGUCAACAUUGUUACAUUGUAUGUGAGUUUUUCAAUUAAGAUCCUGAGUUGGUCA
Brassica rapa (field mustard) is the source of this 816-nucleotide messenger RNA. Its product is annotated as germin-like protein 1. The record is from RefSeq and is a predicted model, not a curated record. Gene Ontology annotation, molecular function: manganese ion binding. NCBI's taxonomy places the organism in Eukaryota, Viridiplantae, Streptophyta, Magnoliopsida, Brassicales, Brassicaceae.